Messenger RNA from Mya arenaria, 8976 nucleotides. RefSeq lists its product as uncharacterized. The record is from RefSeq and is a predicted model, not a curated record. Lineage: Eukaryota; Metazoa; Mollusca; Bivalvia; Myida; Myidae. The transcript has 6 exons. Bases 95 to 7903 code for a protein of 2602 amino acids.
UUCCGCCCAGCCUUCCAUCCGAGCUGUGAUGGCGUUGUGAGAUAUUACAUUAUGAUGUUUAUAAAGAAGCAAGGCUAUUGAAAUAAGACGUGAAAUGUUCACAAUGGCCGAGAGUAUCGAGGCAAGACGGGAAAACUGGCUGAGAGUUGUCUGGGGACUCCUGUACGUGAGAGAAGGACUGCAGGGAUACGUGGAUACAAAAAGCGAACAGCAAUAUCAAGCGUUUAAGAAAAACGUCAUUGGAAAGUGCAAUAACCAAACAUGUGAUAAAUGUCAGUUUAACAGUAAAUGCCCAAACGGCAUGACUAAAAAGACUGGUAAAUCACCAUUUAGACCGGGCCAUUUCUGUGACGAAAUGAACAAAGAGGUACAAAAUAACCAUGUAAAAUACACUCCAUUCUUGGUAAAUACAGACUCUACAAAAUGGCUGGAUCCACAACUGGGUCAUUGGGAGGUGACAAAGUGCUAUCUUAGUACAUCCGGCUAUAUGGAUAAGACGGGACCAAAUCACGUAGACGCUUCUGGACUUCUGAGCAUCUGCAUUAACAGUUCGUUUAUCAAACAACACAUAUCAAACAUUCAACAAUUUGAAGAGGUACGAAAUAUAAGGAACAAGACCCUGCAUGACGCCAACUACGAGUUUGACAGACAAACAGCAGAAGAUUGUCUGGACAAGAUGAUUGCCGUGUUGCUGGACCCACAGGAACUCGUAUAUAAUACGUCUGCUAAAGAUGCUGCAGAUCACAUAAGAACCAUCAAGGAGACGUCUUCAAAGAUACCUGAGUUUAUUAGUAAAGCGCUAGGAAAAUCGUUACAGACAAACUUUGAAGUAGAAAGCGCACUUAAACAAAUAGAAGAGCAAAUGUGUGUGCGAUUACGAAAGGAACUGAAGGAGGAACUCACACACUACAUUAAUGCAGAAAUGAAACACAAACUAGCAGACGCUAACGAGGAAGGACGCAGAUAUUUUGAUCGAGUCGAGGAUCAGGAAGCCAAGCUGAGAGCUUUACAGAAAGCAAACAUCCAGUUUAUUCUGGCAAACUACGGAACGAUUCCGCUGAAUCCCAUCGUACAGCAUCAACAUUCAAAGCUAGUAGAUUUCUACGAACCUCCAAAAAUGACGAAAACAGUCUUAGAGACGGACAAAAAUAGUGCAUCCUGCAGUGUGCAAAAGACUAUCAACAAAAUUGAGGACAUAUUUAUUUCGAAUCGAUCCAAAGAUGACAAAGACCCAUUAUACCCAAACAGAGUUUACAUUUCAGGUGAAGCAGGAAUGGGUAAGACCUCUUUUAGUCAGUAUUUGGCUUUAGCUUGGUGUGCUGUGCAUGGCGAUAGUGAGGAGUGUGUGAGAAUGAGAGAAAAAAUAAAAACGUUUAAACAUUUCAACGACAUUGAUUACCUGAAACAAACACAGUUGCUAUUUCUACUUCAUUUGCGAGAGUUUGAGAACGAAUCUGAAUGCAAGACAAUGUUGAGCUCAUACUUGCACUUAAAGUUGGGGUUCUCUGUGAGAGAUGCUAGUGAACUGAUUGCCGUUAUAAAUAACCCAAAUGCAAUCGUUCUCAUUGAUGGUCUUGAUGAAUGGAAGUGCUCUACAAAAGAAAUGCCAGAAUUUAAUUGCCUGUACCGGACGAAUAUUCUAUGCACUUCCAGACCUUGGAAGAUCGAUUAUUGUGUUACAGCACCAACGCAAACUUACAACAAAAUAACAAUCAGUGGUAUUGGGUUUGACUUUGUAAAACGCCUUGUCAUCAAUGUAACUGAUUGUUUACGCAAAGAAAGUAUUGAUGUCCGCGACAAUGUCACUGAGUUUAUUAAAACGCUUCGCAGUACAGAACUAAGAACUAUUAUUUCCCUGAACGCAUCGAAAUCAGAUGAGCUGCUAAUGAUACCUGUGGUCAUUAUACAACUCCUGUGUCUCUGGCAUGAUGAGAAAGAUUUUGGUAGUACACGAACACAGAUUUAUAUAAAUAUGGCUGAGACGCUGUUACGUCGUAUGAAGAAUCAGAGCGAACCAUACAAAGCAAAAACUUGCAAAGUUCAGAUGUUUAAAACCAUGAAAGCAAAAUGUUGCAUCGAACAAAGCGAAAAUAUCGCAAAGCUAUCAAAAUUAGCGUUUUAUUUGCUGUUCACUGGACCUGCAGAACACUCCCUUCAGUUUUCGAAAAAGGACCUUAGUAGUUUAAAUAUGUCUGAUGGAAAGAACCAAGAAAUUAAAAAGAUGUUUAAGGAAAUUAAGCAGUUUUGUUUGAACUCUGGAUUUAUUCACGGAACCGCCAGAAAAUCCAGUUCAAGUCAGGAUAAAUUAUAUAGAUUUAUCCACAAAUCGUAUCAGGAGUUUUUUGCAGCCUUACAUAUCGUUGCACAAAAUUGUGAUAAAAACACGUGUCAGGAAAUAUCGGCGAAUAUCCAAACGCUACAAAAUGUAGUUGAAUUGGCGAACGUCUUCGACUUUGUCUGCAGUUCUGACUCAACCUGCGUAGAACCAAUGGUCUCAUUGAUAGAUGAUCUAACAUCUAAGCAUGGACAGCAAGCUGAUAAUGUCAUGAGAAUCAACGUUAUAAAGACGAUCCAGGAUAUGAUUUUUGACAGUUGUUCUAAGUAUGUCAACCAAGGUAAUAUGCCAAUCAAACUUUCGAACCUUAUUGUACAGGGUUUAGAUUUAAGAACGGUUUUAAUUUGUGACAGACUUAUAAAAAUCCAAAAGAACAAUGAAAACAAAAUUCAAACACGUGAUAUGGAAAUUAUACUGAACAAAAAAGUUGGUGUUCUUUUUAUAGCUAACUUUUCCCUUUUGAGUAAUAUUGACCUUUCUCCGUUCGAUAUGGAAGAGCUUAUACUGUUGGAAGUAGGGACAAGUUUCGUAAGUUUAAGAAAGAUUCAACGCCUAAAAUGGCUUCAACUUUGCUUAAAUGAACCAUCAACUGUCUCUAUACCAUUUCAAGAUGCAGAAAACCUAACAUAUCUCGAAAUGAAGAACUGCUCCCUGUCAGGCCCACUUGACCUAUCUCAAUGUCCACUGCUAACGCUGAAGCUUUAUAACGUUAAGACAAAGAAGUUAGUACUAGGUUUUGUGGAGACAUGUCAGGUAGAGUGUAUGGAUUGUUCAUUUGAAUUUAUGAAUGCAAAACAACUUACCAAUCUCAGUAUGAUUUCGUGUUCCCUAUCUAGUACACUGGACCUAUCUCAGUGUCCAUUGAAUGGGCUGAAGCUUUUUAAGGUUCAGACAAAGAAGGUGGUUGCAAAAUGUGUGAAGACAUGUACGGUAGAGAAUAUGGACUGUUCAUUUAAAUUUACGAAUGCAAUUAAACUUACCAAACUCAGAAUGAAGGAAUGUUCCCUUCCAGGCAGUCUGGAUCUGUCUCAGUGCCAACUAGAGGAGCUAACGCUCUAUAAGGUUCAGACAAAGAAGGUGACAAUAGGUUUUGUGAAAACAUGUAUGGUAGAGCAUAUUAAUUGUUCAAUGGUAUUUACAAAUGCAACACAACUUACUUAUCUCAGUAUGAUUUCGUGUGAUCUCCCUAGCCCGCUGGACCUAUCUCAGUGUCCAUUGUUGAACCUAAGGCUUUAUAAUGUACAGACAAUAAAGGUGGUUAUUGGUUGUGUUGAGACAUGUGAGAUAGAGUUAAUGGAUUGUUCAUUUGAAUUUAAGAAUGCAAUACAAAUGACCAAUCUCAGUAUGAUGUCGUGUUCCCUUCCAGUCCAACUGGACUUGUCUCAUUGUCCACUGGAGACGCUGAUGAUGCGCAAUUGUUCUCUGUCAGGCCCACUAGACCUAUCUAAAACUCCACUGGUGAAGCUGAAGCUUUAUAAUGUUCAGACAAAGAAGGUAGUUACAUGUGAUGUGAAGAUAUGUAUGGUAAACCAAAUGGAUUGUUCAUUUGAAUUUACGAAUGCAAUCAAACUUACCAAUCUCAGUAUGACUUUGUGUUCCCUUCCUGGCCAACUGGACCUAUCUCAGUGUCCACUGAAAGAGCUAAAGCUUUCAAAGGUUCAGGCAAAGAAUGUGAUUAUAGGUUGUUGUGAGACAUGUGUCGUAGAAAAUAUGGAUUGUUCCUUUGAUUUUACGCGUGCAAUAAAACUAUGCACUCUUAAAAUGAUGGACUGUUCCCUUCAAGGCCAACUGGACUUAUCGCAUUGUCCACUUGAGGAACUUAAGCUGAAUAAUAUUCAGACAAGGAAGGGUGAUACAGGAUGUGUGGAAACAGGUAUCGAUGAGCAAAGGGAUUGUUCACUUGAAUUUACGAAAGCAAUCAAACUAAAAAAUCUAAGUUUAAUGUCGUGCUCCCUUCCUGGCCAACUUGACCUAUCUCGAUAUCCAUUGAAAGUUCUGAAGCUUUAUAAGGUCCAGACAAUUAAAGUGGAUAUAGGUUGUGUAGAGACAUGUAUGGUUGAGCAUAUGGAUUGUUCAUUUGAUUUUUUGAAUGCAAUCAAACUUACCAAUCUCAGUGUAAUGUCUUGUUCCAUUCCAAGCCAACUGGACCUGUCCAAGUGUCCACUGGAGAAGCUGGAACUGUAUGCGGUUAACACAAAGAAGGUUGUUAUGGGUCGUGUGGAGACAUGUACGAUACAGCAUAUGAAUUGUUUAUUUGACUUUACGAAUGCUAUGAAUCUAACUAACCUUAGAAUGAUAUCGUGUUCCCUUCCUGGCCCUGUUGACCUAUCCCAUUGUCCACUGAAAGAGUUGAUACUUGAUCAUAUCACUACAAUAAAGGCCGUUGCAGCUUGUGUUGAGAAACUUUCGAUGCAGGACAUAAAUAUGACAUUUGAAUUGACGAAUUCAAUCAAACUAAGCAAUCUCAGUAUGAUAUCAUGUUCCUUUCCUGGCACUCUGGACCUAUCUCAGUGUCCACUGAAGGAGUUGAAACUUGAUAAGGUCAAGACAAAGAAGCUUAUUAUAGGUUGUAUGGAGACAUGCACGUUAGAGAAAAUAGAUUGCUUAUAUGAAUAUACGAAUGCAUUUAAACUUACCACUCUCAGAAUAAUGUCAUGUUCCCUACCUGGCCCACUGGACUUGUCUCAAUGUCGACUGGUGGAGCUAAAACUUUCUAAUGUUCUGACAAAGAAGGUGGUCAUAGGUUGUGUGGAGACAUGUAUGGUUGAACGUAUGAAGUGUUCAUUUGAAUUCACGAAUGCAACCAAACUUUCAAAUCUAAGUAUGAUUUCGUGUUCCCUUUCUGGUCCGCUGGACCUAUCCAAGUGUCCACUGGAGGUGCUGAAACUUUAUAAUGUUCAGACAAACAAGUUGGUUACAUGUUGUGUGAAGAGAUGUACGGUAAAGAAUAUGGAGUGUUCAGUUGAAUUUACGAAUGCAACCAAUCUCACCAAUCUCCGUAUGAUGUCGUGUUCCUUUUCUGGUCCUCUGGAUCUAUCUCGCUGUCCAUUGAAAAAUCUGAAGCUUAAUUUGAUUAAAACCGACAAGGUGGUUGCAGGUUGUAUCGAAAAAUGUACGCUUCAGCAUAUGGAAUUUUCAUUUCAAUUUACGAAUGAAAUAAAAGUAACUAAUCUCAGAAUAAUGGACUGUGUUCUUCUAUGUCCACUGGACCUAUCCCAGUGUCAACUGGAGGAGCUGAAGCUUGAUAAGGUUAAGACGGAGAAGGUGAUUAUAGGUUGUAUGGAGACAUGUUCCAUAGAGAAUAUGCAUUGUUCGUUUGAAUUUGCGAAUGCAAUUAAAAUUAACAAUCUGAGUAUGAUAUCGUGUUCCCUUCCCGGACCACUGGACCUAUCUCAGUGUCAACUGGUGGGGCUGAAUCUCGAUAAGGUUAAGACGACGAAGGUGAUUACAGGUUUUGUAGAGACAUGUAACGUAGAGAAUAUGGACUGUUCGUUUGAAUUAACGAAUGCAUUACAUCUUACUAAUCUUAGCAUGAUUUCAUGUUCCCUUCCAGGCCCGCUUGACCUGUCUCCUUUUCCAUUGGAGAAGCUGAAGCUUUAUAAUGUUAAGACAAAGCUAUUGGUUACAUGCUGUGUGGAGACAUGCACGUUAGAGCAUAUGGAUUGUUCAUUUGAUUUGACGAAUGCAAUCAAACUUACCAAUCUCAGUAUGACGUCGUGUUCCCUUCGAAGCCCGCUGAAUCUGUCCAAGUGUCCACUGGAGAAGCUGAGGCUUGACAAUGUUCAGACAAAAAAAAUGGUUUCAGGUGUUAUGAUGAAAUGUAUAGCAAUGCAACUGAAUAGCUCAUUUGAAUUUACAAAUGCGAUUCAACUCACUUAUCUUUUCAUUACUUCGUGUUCGCUUCCUGGCCCUCUAGACCUGUCUCAAUGCCCACUGGUUGAGCUAAAGCUUACUCACGUUCAGACAAAGAAGGUGGUGACAGGUUGUUUGGAGAUAUGUAUUGUAGAGCAUGUGGAUUGCUCAUUUGAAUUCAUGGAUGCAACAAAACUUACCAAUCUCCGUAUGCUUUCGUGCUCCCUUCCUGGCCCACUGGACUUAUCUAAGUUUCCACUGGAGGUAUUGAAGCUUUCUAAAAUUCAAACAAAGAAGGUAGUGAUAGGUUCUUUGGAGACAUGUAUGUUAGACCAUAUGGAGUGUUCACUUGAAUUUACGAAUGCAAAAAACCUUACCAAUCUCCUUAUGAUUUCUUGUUCCCUUUUUGGCCCGCUGGACCUAUCUAUGUGUCCACUGGAGGUGCUGAAGCUUUUUAAGGUUCACACAAAAAAGUUAGUUGUAGGUUGUGUAGAGACAUGUACGGUAGAGUAUAUGGAUUGUUUAAUUGAAUUUACGAAUGCAGUCAAUCUUGCCAAACUGUGUAUGACGUCGUGUAACCUUCCAGGCUCUCUGGAUCUAUCUAAAUGUCCACUCGAGGAACUUAAACUUGAUAAGGUUCAAACAAAGAAGGUUGUUACAUGUUGUGUGGAUACAUGUACGAUAAAGAAUAUGGAUUGUUCAUUUGAAUUUAAGAAUGCAACCAAACUAACAGAACUCAAAAUGAUGGAUUGUUGCCAUUCUGGACCUCUGGACCUAUCUCAGUGUCCACUGAAGAAGCUGGAUAUGAAGACAUGCUCGCUGUCUGGCCAACUGGACCUUUCUCAGUGUCCACUGAACUUACUGAUGCUGAAUGGUGUGAGGACAGUGAAUGUGGUUAUUGGUUGCGUGGAACAACUUGUGGUUUUAGAUUUAAAUUUUCCAUUCAGAACACGUAUAUGCAUAUCAUUUUUAAAUGCAAACAAUCUAACUCGCCUCAGUAUGACAAACUGUAUCAUCCAAGGCCCACUUAACUUGUCGAAGUGUCCACUGAAGAAUCUUUCCUUGAAGGUGGUGGACACAGACAUGGUAAUUGUUGGUUGGGUGGAGAAAUGUGCAUUUAAAAACAUGUCCUGUUCUUUUCAGUUAACAAAUCAAAACACACUCAUCGAUCUCAGUUUUAUUGACUGUUUUCCGACUCAACCAGUGAACCUCUCAAAUUGUCCAUUUCAAUUUCUUGAACUUGUAAAAGUUGAUUUAAGCCAGUUCAAAUUAGGAUCACUAGAGACAUUAAAAAGGCUGCGCAUAUCAGACGGUCGACUCCUUUCCGAACUUCCUUCAAGCGCUUCAAACCUUGUGCAUGUGAUUUUAGAGCAUAACGAAAUACAGAAUUGUAUUGAUUAUCAGCCAUUGACAACAUUAGAAAUAAAAGAAACUUGUGGCAAAAUGGCAUGUAUUGAACUGUCAAAAACAGCUAUAGAAUGUUUAAUACUGCAUGAUCCAAAAAUGUCCCCGCUCUUGUUUGAGCAGCAGAUGGAGCAACUCUAUAGCCUGCCCCGCAAGGUAACGUGUUCGGUGAGGGGAUCGUCAAGGUACUGGAAUAAGCGUGACGUGGGAAAGAAAUUGAUAAAAGCAAUUCAAAAGAUGAAGAAUGAGGGUCGAUUUUCUGUGAAAGAAACGCAAGAUCCUAUGACUUUCACUAUAAUUACUAGAAAAUAAAAAAAAAUCAGUUUGUCCAGGUCACAAGUACCGUGUAGGAAGAUAGGCUGUACCGAGAGAGGAAGUAUCGACAUAGGAUAUGAAGCCAUAAACCUUUUUGUAGUAAACAAUUCCAUAAACUUAAACGAUGGAAUGGCUAUAUAUCGAAAAGGUUCAUCGCACACUGACAUUUAUGUCGGUAGCAGAAAUAAACAAUAUAUCAUAUUAAAAACAGUAUCAAAAAGUAUAGCGGCACAGAAUAAGUCUUGUACACACUUGUCUAUAAUAAUAGUACGUUCUAAGGAAAUGAAAUCAAAAUAGAUAUGUAUUAUGAAUAAUACAGUAAAACAUGAACCAUGAAGAAGUUAAUCAAAUUCUUAUGCAAUAAAUCGAGAGAUUACAAGAAUGCCAGCAUAACAAUGAAAUUCGCUAAACAAUUCUUAUUUUCUAGUGCAAUGACUUUCAUUUUAACUAUGCUAAUAGAAACAAGUCCAGUAAAACGUUUUUUUUACAUUUUAUAGAAUAAUGUUUACCUGAUAAUCUUUACUUCCUGAUAAUCUUUACUGCAACCUUUAUACAUUGACAAGUACAUAUCUGUCUUUAUAAAAUGCAAAACACAUUGAAUUGUUAAACAACAGUGUGAGUGAAGAAGUUUCACUGACUGAUCAAGUUACACGAAUAAAGAGAAAUACUCUGUGACUGGUAUACAAAAUGUCUAAAAUGAACUGGUUAAACAACAUGGUAAAGUAAAUGGAUCACAUUGGUUAGUUAAACGAAAUGAAUAAAAUGAUGUAGUCAGGACUAUGAAUGACAUUGACUGGUAGAACAAAAUAAAAUGAAAUUGUUAGAAAUUUGAAUCCCAAAUGAGAUGAAUGUGCUGUUACAUACACAUUCAAGUUAAAGCAUGAAGGAAAACUGGUUGUUCAACAAUAGUGUAUGUUUGUGUGGGGGUGCGUGCGUGAGGGCGUGUGUACGUGUGUGUGAGGAAACGUGUGCGCCCGUGAUUGUAUAAUAUUGCAAACAGCCUGUGCAAAAGCCUUGUAUAUUUCUUCUUCUUCACAUUAUUCUGAUCCAAUUCUAGCUUCUCAUUUGCU